UUGGAACUCGGUAAAUAAUCCCAUGUGUACACUAAAUUCAACGCUGCUAAAGGGUAUUACUAUUACCAACCUUUCUAAAUAACAGUGAUCAGUGAAAAGAAAAUGGGCCUUACUAAUAACUAAUAUGCAGCGUAGGCCUAUGAUUUCUACAAUUGUGAUCAUUUAAAUUUAAUGAUUGUUACAUUUCCAGUUGAAUAGAAUGGCUGUGUAAGUUUCUUUCCAUCCCACUUUUAAUCGUAAUAUUAUUAUUAAUAAUUUAAAAAAAAAAAAUUAAUCAUCAAUUUCAAUGUUUAAAGUUUAAAAACAUGGAAUUUUUUGCUUGACAGUUAGUAGUGAGUAAGUAAAAUGAAAAUUAAACCUAGACGACCUAGUCCUACUCCACAAAUUAACAAAAUAUAAAAUAUUAAUCAGCUGAUUUUAGGAAGGAUGCCACAGCGUCUUUUUUGUGUUUAUUAUAGUUGCAGUGAAUUAGGGCUUAGGCGGCUUAGGACUUAGGGUUUAGGUUAGGUUGAGGGAUCGAUUUGAUAUAGGGUUCAGGUUAGGCAUCGGCAUAAUAUUAGGGUUAGGCAUAGGGAUCGAUUUAGGGUUCAGGUUGGGCAUGGCAUAUGGAUCGAUUUAGGGAUACAUUCGUGAAAUUCGAUAAAAAUGUGGCAUUCGUCCUUAAGAUUUACCUAUCAAUCAUAAAUAUCAUCAUUAAUCCAAUUUAAAAUUAAUUAGUCCCAGCCCUAUACUAAUUACUGUACUUUUAAAAUAUAGUAAGUUAAAAUAAAACGUUAAUAAGUAAAAGUUUAAAAUCAUGCAGGUUUGCCAACCCUUCCGGAUUUGUCAGAAUUAUACAGAUUUUUUAGACUACCCCUCAUUCCAACUUUCCGACAAACACCUUAAAAUUCAGAUUUUCUGAGCAUUAAAAUUUUUCACCCGUCAAAAAAAAACAACAGAUGCAACAGGAAGUGGGGCUUUUCGAUGAUGCCACUUCUUUUUUUUUUUUUACAAUUGUCUACAUAACAUGUCCAGUGAUCGGACGAAUAAGUUCUCGAGAUAUUUGUCUGUCUAUUUAUAUAUUUUACCAAGUCACAUGACCGCCAUAAUAAAGUUGCACAUGAUAUUUGGACGCCAGUCUUGUCAAGUGACCGCUUUUAGUCAAUCAGAAUUUACGGUACUUUAUUUCAACAUAUUCAAGAUAGUUUGGACAUUUACAUGAAAAAGAAAUAUGUUAAAUUCUACAAAAGAAAUACUAGAACCAUUGCUGUUUUAUACAAUGAACAAAGGGUUAAAAAAGUGACAAUGUUAAAUAAAGUGUGACCUGCCCGCUAGAUGAAUAUCUUCUGCACUAUUUGUCGGUCACCAGACGUGUAGACACUGCCUUGUUUUUAUCAAAGCGAAUCGUGAUCUCCAUAUCAUUCUUCAAUCAUCAAUUGAUCCAAUCGUAAUUCACCCUUUUACUAGGCUGAAAAAAAUAAUUCAGUUGUGUGUGUUUUUUUUUUUUUUUUUAAGUUUAUCAUAAUUAAAUGGAUAAAUCUAUUGAAAAUGGUGGGUACAAUGAUAUUAAUAAACAUAUUUUAACCAAAAAAAAAUGAAACCAUACAACUGCAGAGAAAGGCAGUGAAUCUACGACAUCCAUGUCUAAGUUAUUUGCUGAGGAAUCAGACGAUUUAGUUAUCAGAUCGGAAGUUUUAUUUAUCUCCUUUCUUAUUGAAGGAAAUAUUUCUCUGGCUAACUCCAAUUAUUUUAAUACCAGCGUCAAAGAAAUAUUUUCCAGACUUGCAGAUUGCUAGAAGAAUGUGAAGAAAAAUUACAAUGAAACAAGGGCAACCAUGAAAGUUGAUAACCUUCAGUUGUCCAAAGAGCUGUUGGACCAGUGCAAAAAGAUCACUAGGGAGAUGCUGGAAAAUUGAACUCUUAGCAGCCUGUGUACAUUUGUAAAUAAAAUGGAUAUUCUGUUCUGUAUAUAUCAGUAUAUAAACAUUUCUGUAGUCAUCUGUGGACUCUUCAAAGACAAUGGAGUAACUUUAUAUUUCAAUUCUUUAUUUACCAAAAAAGGCUUGUGCAUUAGUAUGUAAAUCUUAUAUUAACAAAUGCCCCAGGGCAUCCCCCGACCCCCACGCACCCACUACAUAUUUUUGUUCUUGACAGAUUGGCAGGUCUGAUCAUGUCAUUGUCAUAUACUUAUAGCGUGAUCUGAUAAUUCAGUAAAUUAGGUGCAAAUGAUUGAAAUAGCCUAGGGUGUGGCCUAAUUUAUAAUAUUAUAUUAUAUAGUUUAUAUAAGCCUAAUUUUAUUAAAAUAAAAUGGGCUGAAAGCUGCGUUGCAACUGCAAAUUGGUUAUUUGGUUUCUCAGCGAACUUUCUAUGACCACAAACUACUUGCUGCAAAAAAACAACAAAAGAAGGCCACCAUUUCAUUUUCAGUUUUAUAUAUAUUUUAGUGAUGCAGUAUAUUAUCUGCUGGCAAUAUGCAAAAACAAUCCCAUAUUAUUUUUAUCAAUGCACAGUAGAAACCAGUAGAAAGUGGAGUCAUCACAAAAAUUAUUAAUUCACUAUCAGCUUCCUUGCUUACAAAUUUUUUUUUAUUAGUUGUAAUCCAUCAUCAUCAUUCAGAUCAAGUGGCCAUUUGGGCAUAUGCACUUUGACCAUGGUAAAGAAUUGACACACUCUCCGCAACUGCAAUCAUUGUUUGUACAUACAGCAUUGGUGUAGUUUGGUGUUUUUAGUAAAUGAUUUAGACCUAAGUCUUGACGCCCUGGGCAGAGUCAGUGGAAGAGGUGAUGUGUUACUGACUCGUUAGUCAUUUGGAAGUUUGAAGAGGUGGCACAAAGGUUUUUUAUCUGGUUCAAUGUUGCUAAGGUGGGACUUAAAUUGUAUGUGUCCUGUAGGCAGGUGAAUGAUUAUGACCUGUUCAUGUAGGCAUAUGUGUGAAAAGACAUCUUCCUGUUGAGCCCAUUUCCCAUCCAUUUAACCACCUUUUUUUUGUUUUUUUGUUUGUUUUUUGUUAGCUUUGAUAAUCUUCUUCACAGUCUUGAGUGACGCUAGUUUGUUAGCUAUUUUAUUUCCUGAUAUUUUGUGGAGCCCAUUAUAAGGUUAUCUUGACUGUAUAGGUUUUGAUAAAGGUGUGUAUUUUCAGAAAUGGUGAUGUUAGGGUUGUUGUGAGAUGCUAAGCUGCCUCAAGUAUUGAAAUGCAGUUGGAGAAGAUAACAAUAUUUCUCUGAUGUCUGGGAUAAACUGUGAAGAAUGCAGAUAUGUGUUAACACUAUUUCAGUAGGAGUGCUUCUGCUUUUUAAUUACUGCAGAUCACACCAUAAGGGUUGCAGAGUUCGUCACAUGAUCGGUUGAAAGCUGACCCAUCUGUGAAUAUUUGGAUUAUAUCCUCUGGGUAGGAUACUAUGGUUUUUUUCUGCAGCUAUCAUUGUAUGUAAUGGGUCUUAACUUUUAUUUUUGUAUUAGGUCUAUUUUGUUAUAAGCCAUUUGUAAAAUUUUUUUGGGGGAUAGAUCUUUAGUUAUAAUUUAGCAAGUGUUUCCCGUCUGUAGGUGGUGUUUCAGAGGUCACAUCUAGUAUUUUGACUUCUUUUUAUUUCUAUGGUUUGGUCUCCAUUUGUCUAUUUUGAUUUUACUUGUUUAGCCUUCUGUAGCUGAGAACCAUCUUGAUAACUGAUGCCUCUUUUCAAAGAUUUAGUGGAUCAAUAUUAGUUUAUAUUUCAUAUGCUGCUGUUGGGGUAGAUCUGAAACCUCCCAAAAUGAUAUAGACUUCUUAGCUUUUUAAUUUUCAUAGAGAGUCCUGCACUGUCUUGCUGCAAAGAUACUGUAGGGCAGAACUGUAUUCCAUCACUGAUCACACAUAUCCUAAGUACAACUGGCUCAUUGUGGUUUUUCAGGGUGCCCUGAGGUACUGGCCAGUCUCUUAACAAGGUUUAGCCAUCUUGUUGAUUUUUAUUUCAAGUUUUUAACAUGCUUUUUUAAAUUGAGUUGCCUAUCUAACUAGUCACUUAGAUAUUUUGGGUUUACUUCUCUUUGAAGAGUUGUGCCUUGUAGGGGUAGUGCAGUGUUUAUUUGGCUACCUUUCAGGCUUAAGUGAAGAUCGUUUACACACUCUUGGUGUUGUUUACUUUCGGUUUCCACUUUUCACAGUACAUAGUGAGCCUGAAUAAGUCUUCAUUUAGACAUCUUGCUCUUAUACCUGGGUGUCGGCAAGUAUGCCACAUCACAAGGUCAUCUGCAUGGAGGGCCUACUCCACCUGUAGCUUGUCCUGUAAGUUAUUCAUAAACAUUAAGAAUAGGGAAACUCAUUGAGGAACCUUGUGUGAGCUGUUCUUCUAAGGCACAUUUUGAUGAGGUGGCAUUAUUUAUUUAUGUUUGGAUAGUAUCAGUAAAAGAGCAUUUUAACCAUUUGUAAAUCUUGCCAUGAAUCCCUGCAUUGUUGAACUUCCAGAGUAAGCCAUUUAAGACCCUUAAACACAGGUGGGAGAAUUGAACAUCAGUAUGCUGUUCAGCUCUGAAGCCAGCUUGGUGUUGUUUCUAGAGUACUAGUUGUUUCUAGCCACCAAUAGAGGCAAUUUUUUAAUAUUCUUUCUGUAAGUUUUCCAAUGCAUUAGGUCUAUAGCUUUUAGCAUCAUCUCCAGGCGUCCAUUUUUAAAGACUUUCUCUCUACUUACAUUUCCAUUUUGUGUGUGGAACAUGUCACAUUUCCAUCUUGUGUGUGGAGUCUUUUUUGCUUUGUUAACACACAUGAUAUUUUAACAUUAUCCCCGGGAAAGGCGUUGUCAUGCCAUGCCCAUAACUUUUUCCCCCAAGGGAUAAUUUAAAGAAGAAUGUAAUUUCAACAAAAACCACUCAUUCAAUGGAAUAUAAAAAACAGAACAUUAAAAAAAAAAUUAACUAAUUCCUUUUUUUAAACUAGAUAUUGUUCCUGUAAAUUAUCUUUUCUUGUCUUGUUCACUCCAUUAAAAUCAAACAACAAUCUUUGAACUACAAAAUCUGGCCAUUAUCAAUUGAUACAUUUAUAGACAAGUCAGAUUAUAUUAAAUUCAUAAUGUUUUUUUUUUAUGACCACUUCAUUUUCUACAUGUUGUUAAAUGUUAACUGAUAAUAACCCAUGCACACAAUGAAAAAAAAAUAUUAUGGAAUUGUUUCUAUAUAUUUCCAGCAAACAAUAUACUGCAACACUCAAUGAAAGCAAUGAAAAUGAAAUUGUUUUUUUUGCACAGUAGCAGUUGAGAAUCCAAGCAAUAAAUGUGCAGUUUGAACAUAGCUUAAUUGUCAGAGGGUUAAUAGUUGGAACUUUUGGAAAUGCUUAAUUCAUAAUACCCUUUUAAAAAGUGAUUUUAAUAUUUAAUUUUUUUACCUAAUGUCUUUUUUUUUACUAGUAAUGACAGACAAGCAGUUGAGAGUUGUAUAGAGAAAGGAGAUCUGUGCAAGCUGUUGCGUCUACCAGAAGUUCUAGAUGAUUUUUCAGAAGCCAGCAUUAUCAAGAGUAUAGAAUGGCUGCUUAAGUAAAAAAAUAUUUUUUAUUUACUGAAGUUGAAUGUUCUUUGAAAUAUUAGCUGCUUAGUUUUUUUUUAAUGCCUUUUCUUAUUAGCCUUUGGUAAGAAUAUACAUUCAUGCCUUUUGGCAUUCAAGCUAUUUAAGAUCUUAAGAAAAGAUAAGAUCUUUAUAGAUCCAUAUCAAUGGAAAUUAUUAUUUAUUACAUUUUACACAUUCAUUUUCAGCACACAAAUAAAUACACAUUUUAACCAAGACACCGUUUUACAAUUAUAAUAAUUUAAACACAAGACAUUUAAUCAUUUAAAAUAUUUCUCUAGCAUAGAAAAUAAGCCAUCAAUUAACCCCUUUAAUGACUUAAUUAGUGAUCAAUUAGAUUUAGUAACUACUGUGGGGGCACGCUGGUAUAUUCAUUCAGACUGGGAGAACAAAAGAAUUUUUAUAACUUUCGUUUCUAAUUUUAAGAGAAGAAUUUGCCCUGAUCGAGCUGAUCUUAGGUGUCUCUGAUAAAAUGGGUGGGAUAUAUCAUCCAAAAUUCUUUAGUUUUCCAACAGCAUGUUUCUUCAAAUUUUUCCAAGUAAAGGAUGUUAGAUUAGUCUAUUACUAGCUUUCUUGAUUAGUCUAUUUAAUUGGUGCUUGAUGUCAGACAAUGAAUUCCCACAUCUGCAAAUAAUGCUGAAGUUUAGUAGGAUUCCAAUUGUUGCACUCUAGAAAAAAACUAAUAACUUAUUUGUUUACGCCACAAUUGUAAGACUGUUUAAGAUAGAAAAGUCUUUGGUGACUUUUUUUUAUACUGAUUUUGGCUGUGUUUAUGCCAUGUCAGCUUAUUAUUAAUGGUGAUACCUAGGUACUUAUAUGACUCUACUUGCUCUAUACUGUGAUUAUUUAUUGUGAGAUAAAUUGACAACCAAAAUAAAUAAAAAAGCAUACAGAAAUGGAUACGGUUUAAAGGAUAGCAAUGUUAAUACUCAAGUAAAUAAUACCAAUGACAAAAGUGAAAUUUUUGCUCAUUGGUUAAACACAAGAUGAACCAAUCUAACAUAUAUAGAUUUUAAAAAAAGAAAAAGACAAUACCGGUAAUAUUGUUUUUGUUAAUUGACAUCACACAGAAUGCACCAUAAAAGACAUGGAAUGAAUGAUUUUUAAACUUGUAUGAAAUAAUGAGACAGUUGUGUCAGGACUCUUCAAUUGCAUUAAGGGGGACCACUGAAUUUAUUUGCUACAAGAAGGAUUGUGUUCACUUUUACUAAAUGUUUGGUUUAUGAAGUAACUAUAUAAAAAUUAUUUCGAGUUAAUUAUUGAAAUGAAAAAUAAAUUUAAUCAAUGCAGUCAAAUUUAUUGAAAAGGUCUUUCUGUUUGCAAAAAUACCAACAAAUUUAUCUUUGACUAUGUUGCUCCCACAGGUGUGUAGAUUAUUCACCAAUUUUUCCAUCUCACUCUACUUCUUUCCAGUUCUCACUGUAUCUAGGUCUCCUCACUAAGUGUAAUGAAGUCUUCUUUGCCUUGCCCUGAGUAUUCAUAAUAAUUGAUUUAGCUUAAGCUUUUAAUUUGGACAGUUUUCCAUUUCCAAUUUUUUUUCUUGUAUUUUCUACUCAUUGGAAUCCAUUUUUUAGAAUCUCUUCCUUAUGACUAAAUAGUCCAACUAUUUGAAUACGCAAAAGCUUUAAAACAUAGUACUCAAUAUCAUGAGCUGAUAUCCUUUAUAAAUUUUACAUACUGUUCAAAUGAUUACAAAAACUUGUUGAUAACCAUAUUGUUAUAAUUAUAAUGGUCAACAAGAUUUUUUUUAUCACAGGGUUGAUGAAAAACAUAUCGAAAAAGCCUCUAAAAAUGUUCAAUACAAUGAUAUCUCUAAAGGAGUUCCAUGGCUUGGAGAAGAUGUUGAUGCUCCAUUCACUGACAAAAAGUGCUAUGCAUUGUAUCUUUUAAAAAAAUUAAUUUGGAUUUGACAAUUAUUAUAAACUGAUAAGGUUUUAUGGUUUUGCCCUAUAUUAUAUAUAUUUAAGAUUAUACUUGCGUGUUUCUAUUUAAUAAUAAUUCUAUUUUUUGGUCAUUGUCUCCUAGCAUCAUUAAUAGAAAUAACUACUUUAUUUAUCAGACACAUUUUCUUAGCUAUUAUAUUCAGAAAUGUGAUGCUUGGUCAGAAAUUCAGUCCUCAAUUCUUACAAGAAGAAGCCAGAUCUAUGUCAUUUGAUUCUGUCCUUGUAAGUCAAAUUUUACAUACAAUAAUUAGAUAUUUUAAUAAGUUAACAUUUUGAAUUUAUUUUCAACACUUAAAUAAUUUUUAAAUUAAGAUAUACAACAAUUGAGUUUAUUUUAUUAGAUUUAAUUAUUAUUUAAUUACUUCAUCUGCAAACAAACACAGAGCCAGAUUGUUCAGUUUAGAAUGAAAAAGUACCAGAUAUUAAUAAGUUAAAAGAAUAGUGCUUUAUUUUCUUUGAUAAUUUGAGGCACAGAAUUGUUUUCAGAAAAAAUUUCCAUUAAAAUAAACAGAUUGGUAAUAUAUCAAUAAAAAAAAAUCAAUGGACAGCAUUGUUUUGAUAUUUUCAGAUCCUCAUUAAAUACCUUCAGUUUCUAUUGACAUGGCUACCCUCAGUGGAAGAGCAAAGUCAAUGUCUUCCUACAUUGGAACAGGUAAUUUGAGUCAUAGAUUAUUCAAAGGAAUUUACUCAUUCAUUUUCUUACCCAUCAAAAACAUUAGACAAAAGGAUUUAUCAGUGCACAAUGUUCACUGUCACUGACGUAGUUGUUGGGGAAAUGUGCAUUACACUAGAGCAUUCUCAUCUAAACAGUUAAAUGAGGAUACUCUGACCUCUCUCAGUAAUUAAUCUUUUUAUUUUUUGAGCCUGGAUGUUAUUAAGUUGAUGCUAAAAUUUUGGUAAGAAAAUACCUGUGAGCCAACAGUAAUUGUCAUUAAGAGUAAAAUAUUAUUUUUUCCCCCGUACUCUAAAAAUCUUUCUAUUUCUAUAUAUAAAUAAUUAAUGUUUGACCAUUUACCAUUAUUAAGUUGAUGCUAAAAUUUUGGUAAGAAAAAACCUGUGAACCAACAGUAAUUGUCAUUAAGAGUAAAAUAUUAUUUUUUCCCCCGUACUCUAAAAAUCUUUCUAUUUCUAUAUAUAAAUAAUUAAUGUUUGACCAUUUACCCCCCCCCCCCAAAAAAAAAUGCAUAAAUGUGCCAUAUUUUUUAUAAUCAAUAUUUAUUACUGGUAUUAUCUACAUAUCUUAAUAGUUUACUUAAUAUACUCAGUGUAGAGACCGACCAAAUUUUGGCAUCGGCUUUGGUUUUGGCGCUGAAAGUUGCCAUUUGAUAACUUUCGGCCUGGUUUCGGUUUUGGUCGAAAUCAGAAAAUCACUUUCGGUCGGUCUCUAGCUCAGUGUAUUAAAGACAUUUCAAUAAAGGUAAUGGUAUUCUUCUUCUGACAUCCCCAGAUCAUUGACUGGUUAGAUGCCCUUGUAGAUGGUCAUUUCCAGCAGCUAAAAUUGGCAGAGGAUGCCAAUAGCAUUUUAGAGUCUUUACAUCAGCAAGUUACAGUAAUGGUAAGAGAUGUACACGAUCAGUAUAAUUUUUAUCUCAAUAUAUUUACUUUUAAUGUAGGUAAAUUAAUAUAUUCUUUAAAAUUGUAUGGAUAUUUUUUUCACUUUUUAAAAUGUUUUAAUACAAGCAUCCAUCAUAAGUUAAAGUGGGACAAGUCUAUCUCUGGAAAUCUUUGCUUUCUUGGCAAAUUAUUAUAUUGACUGGAUAACUUGAGGUGUUAAUUUUGCUGUCCAUGUUACCUUACCAAGCAAUCUCUACCUUAUAUUUAUGAUAGGCUGUACUAUCAAACAAAGAAGUCAAUUUUGAUUACAAAACUGAAGAGUAAAUUCAAAUUAUUUCCUUUGUCAAUGUUCUCUAGCCUUACGAUUUUUACAAAUCUUUCAGGCUAAUUGGCAGCUGGAAUCAAAGACAUUACAAGGGACAUUAUCAGAAUUGAACCGCAGAUUUGAAGAACAACAAAAGAAUAUGAAAAUGGGAGAUUAUUGCAUAGAAGUAAUUUCUUUUUAAUAUCUGGACUUCCAAAUGUUACAAUUAAACUUAUUUAAUGUUAUGACUUGCUUGGUUUUUUUUGGGGUCAUGUUUUGAUGUAUGUUAGAUGAAAUUACUUGCUUAGUAAUUUUUCCAAUAAUAAUAAAGUUAGAGUUCAGCAUUACACGCACGCAAACUAUUUGCAAUAGGGAUUUGCCAGAUGGGCCGAGAUCUUUUUUGGUUUGACACAACUGUCUCUACCAGCUACUAAAAAUGGAAAAUGUUGUGUAAUCUUAAAUAAAAUUUUAUGAACAAAAACAACGAGGUGUUAAUGUUUUUAAAAUUAAAUUAUUUAUUUAGGUACCCUCCUCUCUCUCCAACAUAAAUUCUUAUAAUAUUGUCGCACUCCUUGCAAUAAGAUUUGGUGCAGGCAGUAAUCUUCAAUUUCUCUUCAUUUCUAUUGUACUUGACGGAGUGUAUUGCAUGAAAAUUUCAAAUUUCUCUGGAACAAAAUUUUACAAUUCAAUGCAAAAGCAAGGUUAAUUGUCAUCUUCAUCUACAGUUAAAUUGAAUCUGUACUGUAUACAAUAUAUACCAAUGAUAUUAAAAGCUCAAGCAACACCGUUCCAAUCUUAAAAUUUGAUGAUGAUACCACCAUUGUGGCUUAAUAUUUGAAGACGAAGGCCUAUACCGCAACUUAGUUACAACCUUUAUCAAUUGGUGCGAUGAAAAUUUUCUCCAGCUGAAUGUCUCAAAAACAAAGGAAAUGGUUGUUGAUUUCAGGAGGGGGAAACACCAGAUUACAGAACUCAACAUAAAAAAUCAAAGUGUAGAGAAAGUUGAGGCAUAUAAGUACUUACGUAUCACCAUUAAUAAUAAGCUAACAUGGCAUGAGCACGGUAAAAGGCUGUAUAAGAAAUUCAACCAAAGACUGUUGUACCUCAAAAAACUGUACAAUUUCAGCAUAAACAAACAAGUCGUUAACUUAUUCUGCAGAGCAACAAUUGGAAGCCUACUUAAUUUCAGUAUUACCUGCUGGUGUGGGAAUUCAACAUCUGAUAUUAAACACAGCGUAUACGGACUAAUCAAGAAAGCUAGGAACAUAACACAAACUAAACUUCCUUCACUUGAAGAACAAUUGAAGAAAGAUGUUAUUGUAUUGUAAAAUUAAACACAUUUUGGAUGAUACAUCCCACCCUCUUCAUCAUGGAUACUGAGGAUCACCCCGUUCUUGACAAAUUCUUUCCAUCAGGGUGAGGACUGAAAGAUAAAAAUUCUUUUGUUUCCCAAUCUGUACGAAUUUACCAGCAUGCUCCCCCUGAAGUCACAAAUCUUAAUAAGAACAAAUAAGUCCCUGAUUUGGCUAAGAGAACUCACGGAAUGGCUGCUAGUGAAAAAAUUUAUUACAGAUGUCUUGUGUUCAAAUUGUUUUUUAUAUGUGCUGAAAAUGUACAAUGCAACCAUUAAACAUUUCCAUUUGUUUGGAUCAAUAAAAGA
This is a messenger RNA of Lymnaea stagnalis (great pond snail), 10969 nucleotides long. NCBI's taxonomy places the organism in Eukaryota, Metazoa, Mollusca, Gastropoda, Lymnaeidae. The record is from the annotation of a GenBank genome assembly.